Paralichthys olivaceus (Japanese flounder) is the source of this 3819-nucleotide messenger RNA. RefSeq names its product transforming growth factor beta-3 proprotein-like. Lineage: Eukaryota; Metazoa; Chordata; Actinopteri; Pleuronectiformes; Paralichthyidae. The record is from RefSeq and is a predicted model, not a curated record. Gene Ontology annotation, biological process: regulation of cell population proliferation; transforming growth factor beta receptor signaling pathway. Gene Ontology annotation, molecular function: transforming growth factor beta receptor binding; cytokine activity; growth factor activity. Gene Ontology annotation, cellular component: extracellular region.
ACCUGCCAUCCUGCGCGCUGCCUCCUCACAAUCACACACACGCAGAUUUUUAAUGAGAACAGAAGAGGAGAACUGUGCCAAGCUGCGAGACGACUUCAAUCUACCGGACUUGCGCACAAGAAUGCAAAAGAAAAGCGUGUUUGUGCCUCUAGUGAUAUUUGCGCAGGAUAAAUUUGGGAGAGUUUCCUCUGCUCGGGACUUUGAUUUGGUUUGAUGGGCGCACACACGCUUGGAUUUCUGCUGAUAACAACGGGGACUGGAGAAGAGCGAAUGAAGUGAGGAGUUUUUCAUCAUCAGGUUCGGAGGAAGUUAAAAAGAAAACAGCGGCGGGGUUCAUCAGCUUUGACUCGGGGGCUGUGAAGCUGCACAUUUCUACCAAACCGAACCAAAUGCAGAGAGAGAGAUGCAUCUGGGCAAGGCUUUACUGUUUGUCCUCCUCCUCAACUGCGCGACUUUGAGCUCGUCCCUGUCGACUUGUGCCACCGUGGAUAUUGACCAUGUGAAGAGGAAGAGGGUCGAGGCGAUACGGGGUCAGAUCCUGAGCAAACUGCGGCUGACGAGUCCUCCGCACUCCCUCGGACCGAGUAAAAUCCCUUAUCAGAUCCAGGCGUUGUAUAACAGCACCAAGGAGCUACUGGAGGAGCUCGGGAAGGACCGGCAGCAGAGUUGCGGUCAGGACAACACCGAGACAGAGUACUAUGCCAAAGAGAUAUACAAAUUCAACAUGGUCUACGGACCGCCAGAGAGUAACGAUGUGCUCUAUUGCCUAAAAGGCAUCACCUCUAAGGUUUUCCGCUUCAACGUCUCCGCCAUGGAAAGGAACUCAACCAACCUCUUUAGAGCGGAGUUUCGAGCUCUGAGGAUGCCAAACUCAAGCGCCAAGAGGAAUGAACAGCGGAUUGAGCUCUACCAGAUUGUGAGGCCAAAUGAACACAUUAGAAAACAACGCUACAUUGCAGCCAAGAAUGUGCUGACCAAAGGUACUCCAGAAUGGGUCUCCUUCGAUGUGACUGAAACAGUGCGGGAGUGGCUAAUGAACAGAGGAAGUAAUCUAGGCCUGGAAAUCAGCGUGCACUGCCCCUGCCACACCUUCAACCCAAAUGGGGACAUCAUUGACAAUGAGCAUGAGGUGCUAGAGGUGAAGUUCAAAGGCGUGGAUAUAGAUGAGGAGCACAGUCGCUUGGAUCUGGAUCACCUGAAGAAGAAAAAGGAACAGUACCUGCCUCAUCUCAUCCUCAUGAUGAUCCCCCCCCACCGCUUGGACACUCAGUACACCCGCCGACGCAAGAGAGCACUGGACACAAACUACUGUUUCUCAAACACGGAGGAGAGCUGCUGUGUUCGCAAACUCCACAUUGAUUUCCGACGUGACUUGGACUGGAAGUGGAUCCAUGAGCCCAGUGGUUAUGAUGCCAACUACUGCUCUGGGCCCUGCCCUUACCUAAGGAGCUCAGAUACGACACACAGCUCGCUGCUGAGCCUGUACAACACCCUGAAUCCGGAGGCAUCGGCUGCCCCCUGCUGUGUUCCUCAAGACCUGGAACCUCUCACUAUACUCUACUACUCUGGACGAACCCCGAAAGUGGAGCAGCUCUCCAACAUGAUUGUCAAGUCUUGCAAGUGUAGCUGAGAAGACACUGAACGGCGAGUGGCACGAUUUCUGCUAGGUACUGACCAAACCCAUGUGCUCUUCUGGACUCUUAGCUGUGACAAAUACUUAAACUGACCCUGUGGACUUGUGGCUUAGACCUGAAAGGUCCCACUUUUUUUUCUAAGGAUACAGAUUUCUUAAAACUUGAGCUAACCCUUUCCUUGUUUUGUAUUUUUUUCCCCACCCCCUCAGUCUGUUCUUAGUGACGAGUAGUUAUGUUAAUCUUAAAAGGUGCAACCAAACGUAGUCUGACAAUCUAGGUUGAUCUUAAAGCUAGAUUACAGAGUCCUGUUCAGAUCUGUGACACAAAGAAACAAUGACUGAAUGAAAGAGACUUACUCUGUGCUAUAUUUUUUACUUCAGAGCUCAAGCAAAUGUUCCACAAAGUUCAAGUCUACACUUUCAGUAGAGCAGCUUUCCUGUGUCUAGCCCUGGAACAGAAUUGUUAAUAGUCGCAAAUGUAGACACCACUCUUCUGAAUGGUGGAAGUGUCCUUUCUGACUGGAUUCUUCCUUGAACUUGCCUUAAGCCCCCUUCCCUUCAAACAGUGGGCAUUAUCUUCAAUCACAAAAGGAGAAAGGACAGACUUGCUGCUGUAUCCAAAGCCAUAGCUGUGGUCAGGGAAAAGGAGAGCCGAAAGAGAAUGCUUGUUGGAUUUGCAAUGGAAAGUGAAUGAACAAAGAAGUUGAGCCAAGCUUUUCUUUUUUUGGCCAGCCAGCAGCAAUGGCCUUUUUUUUCGGUGCAUCUAAUAGAAUGGAUGGAAGAAGAAGAAGAAGGAGGAGAAGGAGGAGGAGAAGAAGAAGAGGGGACCUGUAUGCAAGGGAAGAACUACGAUGGAAACAAGCCAUGAGCUCACUGACUGCCAUUCACUGGAAGUUUUCAUCCCUAACAGGUUCAAAUUAUUUUUGGGACAUCAAAGAAUAUACUGGAAAAGAACAAGUCUUACGCAACAGUUUUUUUUUUUUUUUUAUGGGAUUUCUUUUACAUUAAUAGCAGAUUUUGGUCUGUUAUGCAACUUGUCAUAUAGUGAUUGUUUCACUAACCUGGAUGAAAUUUGACGUAUCUCCAUUGGUGGAAACACUUUUAUAUUAAACCCAGAGUACUGAUGCCUUUCCUUGAGAUGUAAAAAGGAACUGAACUUUGUUUAUUUUUUGUCUUGUGCAAAAAAACAAAUUAUUUUGAGCUGUUGUAUUUUAUGAAGGUUAUGUUUGAUGAAAAUCAUGUUGUAUUAAAAGGUGACUGUUCCCAGAUAGGUAAACAGGAAAUGUAAAGAAAUUUAAAAUACAGGCCUUUUAUUUUUUCUAUUUUCUUUCAUACUAUCUUACCACUAGAGAUGUUCCGAUACCAGCAUUGGAAAUGCCUCUGAUACUGAUAAAAAUGUUGAGUUGGGCAUCGGAGAGUAUGUGAAUCUAUGUACCGAUCCGAUACCACAUUUUUAAAGUAUUCUAGUUUCACCUAGAUAAAACUGCAACUGUUUAUCCGGUAUUGUAGCAUUAGCCAGAGCUAGCUAAAAUGUCAAUUUGGCAAUAUGUCACGCUGGAAAGUCCCACAAGUAAAUGUACCAUAUGCAUGACUUCAGUUUCAAGGGGUGGCACUUCUGUUGUCUAUUACAGAACUUAUGGCCAAUUAUAGGUCAUACAACAAUGAUAGCAAUCAUCACUUCCACACAGGGCUAGUGGCAGACACACUGUUAAAAUACAAUACACAAGUUGUUUUUUCAGUUCACUGGUAUCGGAUCGGUGCUUGGUUUUAGAAUCCGUGAGGGAAAAUAGUGUAUCAGAGCAUCUCUACCUAUCAACUCAUCUGUCACCUUUCACUCAUACCAGCUGACAAGCAAUCACACGUGUACGUGCAGUCAGGACUCUGGUGUUCAUAAAACACUGCACUCUUUCAUUCCCUCUGCUCCGUCUCUGUUUGUUUUGGUUCUCUUUUACAGUGUGAAGCCCAAAUGGAACAACAGAACGAAGCAGGCGGGGAGAGAAGCAGUAAUGUGACAGUGGCUCAGUGUACACUUAGACCUCAUCGUCCUCUGAGUCAGGAGAGCGAUUCUGAAUCCCUGUGCUGUUUGACACUGACCCCGUCAGGGUCAUCUAGCCUUUAGGUGAUGUUUAGAUGAUGUUUUUUUGCAGAAAUAUUGUUUUUGUUUGACUUGUUGAUGAUAAUUGUUA